GCUGGCUUGUUUCAUGGCGGGGAGAUGGCUGGUGCCUCCGAAUCCGUAGGGUUGGGUGGUCCACGGGCCCCGGCGCGCCAGGAGCCUCCUCCCACCCGCUUCCAUCAAGUGCACGGAGCCAACAUCCGCGUGGACCCGUCGGGGACGCGAGCCACACGUGUGGAGAGCUUCGCCCACGGUGUGUGCUUCAGUCGAGAGCCCCUAGCCCCGGGCCAGGUAUUCCUAGUGGAGAUAGAGGAAAAAGAGCUGGGCUGGUGCGGGCAUCUGCGUCUUGGCCUGACGGCUUUGGACCCGGCCAGUCUGGCUGCCGUGCCCGAGUUUUCACUGCCUGACUUGGUCAGCCUUGGCCACAGCUGGGUCUUCGCUAUCACACGCCACCACAACCGCGUGCCCCGGGAGGGUCAAGCAGACGCAGAGUCAGCGGCCCCCAGCCGACCCCAAGCCCUCCUGGUUGAACCCUAUCUGCGCAUCGAGCAGUUCCGAAUACCCCGGGACCGCCUGGUGGGCCGCAGUCGGCCAGGACUCUAUAGCCACCUCUUGGACCAGCUCUAUGAACAAAACGUGCUGCCUCCUACAGCGCGCCGUAGCCGCCUGGGUGUUCUCUUCUGCCCGCGUGAGGAUGGGACCGCCGACAUGCACAUUGUUAUCAAUGGGGAAGACAUGGGCCCCAGUGCCCGGGGGCUGCCGUGUACCCAGCCUCUCUAUGCUGUGGUAGAUGUGUUUGCCUCUACCAAGAGUGUGCGCCUGGUUCAACUGGAGUAUGGAUUGCCGUCUCUGCAAACUCUGUGCCGUCUGGUGAUCCAGAAGAGUGUGGUGCACAGGCUGGCCAUUGAUGGGCUCCACCUGCCCAAAGGACUGAAGGAUUUCUGCAAGUAUGAAUGAAGGUUCAUG
Molecule: messenger RNA, 891 nt
Organism: Phodopus roborovskii (desert hamster)
Lineage: Eukaryota; Metazoa; Chordata; Mammalia; Rodentia; Cricetidae
Gene: Neurl2
Product: neuralized E3 ubiquitin protein ligase 2
Exons: 2
Coding region: 25-882 (285 amino acids)
Biological process (GO): intracellular signal transduction
Molecular function (GO): ubiquitin protein ligase activity
Source: RefSeq, a predicted model, not a curated record